AUGGAUCUCUCUCAGGAGCUCAGUGAAUUCAAACGUGGUACCAUAAUAGGUUGCCACCUGUGCAAUAGGUCCACGCGUGAAAUUUCCUUGCUACUAAAUAUUCCACGGUCAACUGUUAGUGGUAUUAUAACAAAGUGGAUGCAACUGGGAACAACAGAAACUCAGCCACGAAAUGGUACACCACGUGUGCACAAGUCGCCAACUGCCUGCAGAGUCAAUAGCUAAAGACCUCAAAACUUCAUGUGGUCUUCAGAUUAUCACAACAACAAGAACUGCUUUGCACAAUUUCAUGCUCCCAACUUUGUGGGAACAGUUUGGGGCUGGCCCCUUC
Molecule: messenger RNA, 331 nt
Organism: Staurois parvus
Lineage: Eukaryota; Metazoa; Chordata; Amphibia; Anura; Ranidae
Source: the annotation of a GenBank genome assembly